GCCAGAUGUAACAUUGACCUUAAAUGGUAAAAGCUCCCAGAGUGAGCAGAAGAGAGAGAGGGAGGCUUUCCUGAAGGGGGAAAACAAGAGGAAUAGCUCAGUUUUAGAGACUGUAGUAAAGCUGAUCUUUUAAUACAGGACUAAUGCAGCAUCCACAGAAACAUUUGCAAGACUUUGGAUCACAAGGCCCUUCAGAUUUUCUCUACAGAGGUUAACUUGAAACCCAUAUUCUCAUUAGUGCAUGGUCUCUUUAGUCCACAUUACAACCCAACGUGGCAUUCGGCUCCCAUCAUGCCAACCCUACCUGAAGAUGUUGGUCAGUCAACCAACACUCGUCACUCAAUUUUGCCACCUUCAGAUAAAGAGCCCCCUGCUGAAGUAGCCCUAUCCAACACACCUGCUGUAGUUCUUCCAGAAAAUACAGUUCUACAAGAUACAGAAAGGGAGAGGAACCUAUCCCUCAGACCUAUUAGUCCUUACCUGCGGCAUUCUAACAGGCAUACUAAGGCAUCUGAUACCUCAUUGACUUCUGUUGACAACACAGGUCAUGUGAUAGAUUUGGUAAAUGACCAACUGCCAGAUGUUAAAAUCUCUGAUGAAGAUAAAAAGAAGAAUCUUGAAUUGAUAGAAGAAGCAAAACGAGUGAGUGAGAGGUUCCUCACACGCAGAGGAAGAAAAUCAAGAAGCAGCCUUUCGGAGUCUCCCACAGGCAUGUCCCCAACACUUAGUCCCAAUGUAUCACCUGCACCAUCUCGGAGUAACUCUUUCAAUCUUCCAAGUCCAACAGGUUCUGAAGCAUGUGCAUUCACUGUUGGUUCAGUGUCUCCACUGCAGAAUGCUACAAAAGGACUAAAUGAUCGAAAACAGAAUGAUCAAAGACAGCUUUCUCAGGGAAGGUUGCUUCCUCACUUAACUAGUUCUGAAAACCCAAAAGAGAAGCUGUCUGAACAAAAGGAGAAUUUUGAUCCGCAUAAACUUAUGGAUAACCUGUCCACAUCUUGCACUUCAGUUAGUGAGGAUGGCAGAAUUUCUAUCAAUAGAAACACAAAUACUUGUGAACAUAACCUUGGAAAAUCAUUCCUUAAAGCAACAAAAGAAAAAGAUUUUCCUUUCAAAGGCAAUUUACAAGCACCAGGAAUGGCUACAGUAGAUCCAAAGCUAAAAAGUUUGAUACCAUUACUGGAGGAUUCAAAAGUUACUGGUAAAACAGAACUUUCUACAUCUGGUACAUACCCUCCUCUACUACGAUCAAUAUCAUGUGAUCAUAUAGACUCCUUUAAACAACUGUCUAAUUGUGAUAAAAACGUUGCCACCGUGAAUAACUCCGGUAACACAUUGACUAAACCAUUAACUUUUAAAGACCUUCAAAUACAAGUGCAACCUGUUCGAAUGCAAAAAUUGACCAAACUCAGAGAGGAGCACAUAUUGAUGCGGAAUCAAAAUUUAGUUGGACUUAAACUCCCUGACCUCAGUGAAGCUGCUGAACAGGAAAGAGGGUCUUCACCAUCCUUUUUGGAAGAAGAGGAAGAGGAGGAGGCUGCAGAGAAUAGCUGUGAUGUCAUGCCCAAUAUUCCUGAUGUACUCUUACGGAAACUCCGUGUGCAUACACCUCUUCCGGGAAGCUUUCCUCCACUCACUGAGAAAGAGGUUGAGAAUGUAUUUAUACAACUUUCAUUGGCUUUCCGAAAUGAUAGUUAUACUUUGGAAUCAAGAAUUAGCCAGGCUGAGAGGGAGAGAAAUUUUUCAGAGGAGAACACAGAGAAGGAAUUGGAGAAUUUUAAAGUAGCUAUUACGUCUUCAGCUUCCUUAUGGCAUCAUUCUGAACACAGAGAGAUGUAUCAGAAAUUGUUGGAGGAUAUCACUGUGCUGCAUCGUUUGGCCUCUAGAUUAUCUAGUCGAGCUGAAAUGGUUGGAGCUGUUCGCCAGGAGAAGCGCAUGUCAAAGGCCACUGAAGUUAUGAUGCAGUAUGUGGAGAAUUUGAAGAGAACGUAUGAAAAGGAUCAUGCUGAGCUUAUGGAGUUUAAGAAACUUGCCAAUCAGAACUCUAGCAGAAGUUAUGGUUCUCCUGAAGAUGGUGUUCCACGUACAUCUAGAUCCAUGUCUCUUACUGUGGGAAAGGCACCUCGUAGGAGAGUCAGUGUUGCUGUUGUUUCAAAAUUUGAGAUCCCAGGCCAGUCACCUAACAUGUCACCGAUUCCUUUGAUGCCAUCCCUGGCUGAGUCUACAAAUGGAAGAAACAAUUUGACAACAACUCCUGUCUUACCUGCACUUACAGAGAAUGGAAAAUCAAAUGGAGACCCUGACUGUGAACCACCUCCUUCAGCACCAGCACAGAGUGGAAUGGAAGAGAUCAGCCCAGAGAUGAAAGUGAAAAUAGAAGGGGAAGCUUAUAACAAAGGGUAUCAGGAAGGCUUAAAGAAAGCUAGGGAACUUGAAGAGCUAAUAGAAGAUGAUGAAGAAAAAAUUGUUGAAAGGCCCAAUGAAUGUAAGGACAAUGAAAGUGAUGAUGAAAUUGUCAGACACAGCAAACUCGAAGUUGUUAUCCAUUAUAUACAGAUACUCUACCCCAAACUACAAAAACAUUGGAAUGUGCUCUGGAUUGUAGCAGCUGUUGUCAUAAUUUUUGCUGUGGCGCUGGGAUUCUCAAGUUUAUACAAUUAUUUCUCCUCCUGUGCUGAACUAUCAGAAGAGCAACAAGUGAAAGCUACCUGCUCUGCUGCUCAGCAUUACCCCUGGUGGAACUCAGGACUUCAACAUGACCAGCACACAGAAUAAUGAUGGCACAAAUGGGAGAGAAAUCCAUUUAUAAUAGCAUACUUUUAAAGUGAGACACACGAAGCAAAUUAAGAGUUUGGCACUUUCAUGGUGGCUAAAUCUGAUCAAUAACCUACCACUUAGUUUAUUCUGUGCCCUCAGACUUGCAAAUGCAUUGUGAUUUUUAAUUAGCCAGAUGCACCAACUCAUAAAUGCUAUCCUCUCUUUUUAUAUCUGUAAUCUGAUUUGUUGUGCCUGAAUAUUGACACAGCCACAUGAAAACAUGAAGACAGAAUUUAAUUUUAAAAAUGGGGCAAUUACACAUGGAGGAUCAUAGGUAGAACAUUAACUCAAGUGCUGCUAAAUAAAGCCAUCCGUAGCCUUCUUCAUCAUGAAUUAUUUCUGCUGUAUAAAUGUUGGUACUGGACUUUUAAUUUUGAAGCCCUUACUGUUGCAGUAGUUUAGAAAUAUAUUUGUUUUCACAACUCUAGGGAGUGAGCAAAACAUAAAACUGGCCAGUACUUAAUUAUCUCCUGACUAGGAAAAAAGUCCACACAGUUACUGAACAAGCUUGAGUAUGAGUAACAUGGAUGCUUCCUGUCUCCACACAUGUACAGUGUAACAUGACUGCAGACUGUGUGCAUCUGUUCAAACUUAUCCUACAUCUGUUAGAGAGCAAUAUCAAAAAUCAUGUGCACAUCCCAUCAGUAUGUACUAUCACGUCCCGUCCCAUCAAGUGUACUAAGGGCCUUUUUCUACAAGAUUGGUCAACAGCCUUGUUUCCACAAAAUGGUAAUAACUCUAAGUACAUACUUUGAAGUGCCAUGUUGUAAUUAAGAUAAAGGCAUAAUUCAUUACUCCUGUGUUGUUUCUGGUGAAUCGAUCAUAUUUAAAUGUUUUCCAUGGCUUGAACCUAAAUUAGAAGUAUGACAGUUUGGGAGGUGAAGGAGCCGCAAGAGAUUAUGAUAUUUGGCCCUGAAGUGGGUGAAAGCUUCCACCUACAUUGCCAUUAUCUGAGAAACUGUCUAGCUCUGCCCUUAAGAUAGAUAUCAUAUAUUUGGCAGGAUCAUUAUUUCAUAGUUAAUAUAUGUUUCUAUACAGAAUAUAAAAUAAUGAUCCUGCCAAAUAUAUGAUAUCUGUAGAGGGAGAGCUAGACAUUUUCUCAGAUAAUGGCAAUGUGGGGUUUUGGAACUAAAUGAAGCAUAUGCAUGUUAGAAGGGAGUGGCAAGCAGUGUAUUCUCUGCUGGAAAGAUGAAGCAGCAUUCAGCGUGAAACUAACUUGGAAAGAGUUGACUGAUAAAACAUUUUUUCCAACUUAAUUACAAGAAGUUUGGGAACUAAAUGUGGUUUAUUGGUUGUUCAAGCAGCUGUUCAGAAUUCCAGAGGUCCAUGGUAACUUCAGUGUUAUGGAUACCCAAAAUUUGAUAGGUUAGAUAAGAUCAGUCACUAAUGCUAAAAAUGCUUUUUGUAUAUUGUUUCACUGUUUGAGUAUAACUGAAAAGGCCACAGAAAAGUUAACAGUGUGAUUAAGAAUGUUUAAUGAUGCUAAUGAGAAUGUGUACCUUUUUGCUUUCAAACUGGAAGAGGUGAGAGUAGGGGUUGGCUGGUGAAUUAAAUGACCUGACCAAAAAGAACAGCUAUAUUAUAUCAUUCAAAUACAGUUCAAAUUUUGAGGGGGAGAAGCAACAUCUGGAGGCAGUGUGGGGCUGUGGGGGUGGAUUUGCCCUCCGCAGAUGCUUACCCCAGCUGAGGAGCAACUCCACUGACAGCCAACCACUGCAGCCCUCUGAGACACCUAGCCACAGCGUAGAGCACUGCACCAGCAUUCCUGCACCGCCAGAGCCCCUAACAGCAUAA
Messenger RNA from Sphaerodactylus townsendi, 4611 nucleotides. It is a transcript of the gene IRAG1, whose product is annotated as inositol 1,4,5-triphosphate receptor associated 1. The coding region runs from base 292 to 2775 and encodes 827 amino acids. NCBI's taxonomy places the organism in Eukaryota, Metazoa, Chordata, Lepidosauria, Squamata, Sphaerodactylidae. The record is from RefSeq and is a predicted model, not a curated record. The transcript is spliced from 21 exons.